AGAUCCAUUCUGUCAACAAUGGGAUUCUGCUGGUGUCUUUACUGCACCCUUCGCUUUAUUGCAAUGUGCAAGCGGUACUUUAUUCUUGCACAUCUGGGAUCGAAAUAAUUUCGGUUUGAUAGUCAUUUUUUUUAUUGGUUUAUUGGUUUUGCUCCUAACUGAGACACUAUCUGUCAGAUUCAUGUAUGAAUAUUCUCGUCCCGCCUGACCAUAAGGAUUGUCACUAUCAAAACCUCUUAUUCUACAUAUUUUGUCCGGAACAAAGCGGCUUGAGAAAUAGACUCUGAAAAAUGUCGGGGCAAGUGGUCAUUAGCUUGGAGGAUCAAGAAAGAAUGCGAGACAAGGAACAAAUCCGAUGUCUCCGAAAGAUGCUGUUCGGACCUCAUCUAAACAGGGAUUUAUAUUGUAACAGUACGUGGGAUGAAAUCUCCUGUUGGCCCGACACGGAGCCUAACACCACGGUACACCUGCAGUGUGCGGACUACAUCAACGGGUUCUACGUCAAUAAUUACGCUUCCCGGAAGUGCAUGCCGGACGGACAGUGGUACGUACAUCCGGUCCUGAAUAGAACAUGGACCAACUAUUCUCAGUGCUUCAACAAGAAAGUAAUAACAAACGAACCGAAAGUCGGGGGCAUUCUAGAGACUCACAUGGAACACAUUCGCCUCAUGUAUAACAUCGGGUAUGGACUGUCCUUUGCUACCCUGACUGUAGCAGUAUUCAUUAUGGUCUAUUUCAAAAGGCUACACUGCCCGAGGAACACCGUCCAUCUCAACCUAUUUAUAGCCUUUAUGUUACGGGCACUUGUCUCUUUGCUGAAAGAGAACCUCCUGGUCCAGGGGCUGGGUCUGCCAUCAGACGUAGAACAGACGCCAUAUCACACCGUUAUCUUCAUAGAGGAAGGGCCGCAUUGGGAGUGUAAGAUGCUGUUCACUGUGUUCUAUUACGUGCUGAUGGCCAGCUACAUGUGGAUCUUCGUGGAGGGACUCCACCUACAUACCCUGAUCAUGGUCUCCGUUUUCUCGGAGCGUAGCAGUGUCAAGUGGUACCUGUGCAUUGGUUGGGCUGUUCCAUUUAUUUUCCUCAUUCCAUGGAUAAUUGUACGGGUAUUAUUGGAGAAUGUAUAUUGUUGGAACACGAAUCCUACGCCUGGAUACAUGUGGAUAUUGAAGAGUCCUGUUGUUGUCGUCACUGUCAUUAACUUUGUAUUUUUCAUAAACAUACUUCGAGCUUUAUUCACGAAGAUGAAAACACCUGUAUCAAAAACAGCAAAACGGCACAAAUACAGGCGUUUGGCAAAGUCAACACUUGUACUCAUUCCACUGUUUGGUGUACAUUACGUAAUCUUUUUGGGACUUCCGGAUAAGGAUGUAGAGCCGGAAGCGGAAGUUAUCAAGCUUUAUUUUGAAAUGUUUUUAAACUCGUUUCAGGGUCUACUCGUGGCAAUCUUGUUCUGCUUCAUGAACAACGAGGUGCAGAUGGAAAUUAUGAAAAGGUUGUGUAAUCGGGGCCCUUAUUACCGAUACCGGAGAUAUUACCGACAUUCUAGUCAAGGAGGAUCUUUCAGGUGUGUUUGUCAAACUCGAAACAACCAAAAUCAGAACAGUUUCAAACUAGACGUCGCCGCUAGAAGGUCCUCUGGGGAUAAUAGCAGCACCCUGCUUUUGAAUCCGUCUAAAUACCCACAAGAACCCUGUUAUUGCGGAUGGCACGUGGACUCGAAAGGACAUUUGUGUCGAAAUUUUGUGAGACAUGAUGACAAUCUAAGGAGAGCACAAAGUUGUUUAUAACGAAAAUACGGGUCUUUUUUAUUUCAAUGUUUAUUAUAUAUAUGAAUUAUAUUAUAUAUAUGAAUUAUUUUGCUAUUAAACUGUUGCAGCGUUACAAUGUGUAAUGUUUGUACUGUCCUUAACUACUUACUGAUUUGUAUUUACUCAUGCACCUUUUUAUUUGUACAAUUACAAGUUUACAUGAUCACAGUAUCAAAUGAUCUAUGAUCAUC
Molecule: messenger RNA, 2002 nt
Organism: Magallana angulata
Lineage: Eukaryota; Metazoa; Mollusca; Bivalvia; Ostreida; Ostreidae
Product: secretin receptor-like
Exons: 13
Coding region: 291-1790 (499 amino acids)
Biological process (GO): adenylate cyclase-modulating G protein-coupled receptor signaling pathway; cell surface receptor signaling pathway
Cellular component (GO): plasma membrane
Molecular function (GO): G protein-coupled peptide receptor activity; peptide hormone binding
Source: RefSeq, a predicted model, not a curated record